GUCUGGAUAAUUCUCAUCCAGAAUCUGUUUUCUUAUUUACCUUUUUUUAAAAAAAAAAUCUUUUCUUAUUCUUUUCUCCUCUUUGAAACUGAAAUAUGAGUUCUAGCAUGGAAAUAGAUUUCUUGAAACUCAACAGGGAAAGCUCAUCAUCAAAAAUGGAGAAACAACAACCUCAAGAUUAUGGGAAGAAGAGGUCCUUUUCAUCCAUGCUUGACAAGGCCAAUAUUCAAGCUGAUCAAAGCACCUUCUUUCCGAACCACAGUUCCAAUUGGAUAGUUCCCAGCAGUUCAACACUGUCACAGCUAAAUAAUGAGAAAAUCUCACUGGCUGAAUACAACUUUGCUGCUAGAGAAACCAAAUACUUUGGAGAAGCUCUCCCUAAAACAAGCAAUUUUGCACUUCCUUUUCUUGACAAGCCUAAUGCUUCAACUUCAAGGAACAUUUCUGAACAUUCAAGGUUGCAUUCAACAUUGACCAUAUUCUACUCUGGAGAGGUCUAUGUUUUUCCUAAUGUCACCCCAGAAAAGGCCGAAUUAAUUAUGCAUAUGGCUGCUAGAGGCAUGAAUCUUGAUAAGAUUUCAAAUAUUGCAAGUAAAGAAAAGGCUGAAGAAAACACAUCAGAGCCUUCAAAACAGAAUUCAUGUGCUAAUAAUGAUAGAGGAGUCCAACUUUUUGCUACAGUAUUGGUUAUGGCUCGUACAGCAACGCUUGCACGAUUUUUGGAAGAGAGGAAGCAUAGAUUGAUCAAUGAAAGUCCAUACAAGUGUGAUGAAAAAUCAGGCAAGUAUCCUUUUGAUCAAGAAGAAGAAACAGCAUCCUCUGGUAGUCUCUGGGAAAGUUAAUUAACAAUUCCAGACAAAAUCAUUCAAAAAUAUUGUAUGGUUUUUAUAGUAUUGUUUCUUUUAAUUGUGUUUGGACAAUGUUAUAAGUUAAUUUUUAUCUCCUUGUGAUAUCUGACUAAACACAUUUAACUAUAUAUAAUUAUAAUUGUGCACUA
Messenger RNA from Lycium barbarum (goji berry), 997 nucleotides. Its product is annotated as protein JAZ7-like. Gene Ontology annotation, cellular component: nucleus. Lineage: Eukaryota; Viridiplantae; Streptophyta; Magnoliopsida; Solanales; Solanaceae. Bases 96 to 842 code for a protein of 248 amino acids. The record is from RefSeq and is a predicted model, not a curated record. Gene Ontology annotation, biological process: regulation of defense response; response to wounding; regulation of jasmonic acid mediated signaling pathway. The transcript has 7 exons.